Messenger RNA from Colias croceus (clouded yellow), 3192 nucleotides. It is a transcript of the gene Gyc88E, whose product is annotated as soluble guanylate cyclase 88E. The transcript has 15 exons. The coding region runs from base 1 to 2763 and encodes 920 amino acids. The record is from RefSeq and is a predicted model, not a curated record. Gene Ontology annotation, biological process: response to oxygen levels; nitric oxide-cGMP-mediated signaling; cGMP biosynthetic process. Gene Ontology annotation, molecular function: guanylate cyclase activity; heme binding; oxygen sensor activity. Gene Ontology annotation, cellular component: guanylate cyclase complex, soluble. Lineage: Eukaryota; Metazoa; Arthropoda; Insecta; Lepidoptera; Pieridae.
AUGUACGGGCUCCUUCUAGAGAACAUGGCGGAGUACAUCCGCCAAACGUACGGCGAAGAGCGCUGGGAGGACAUUCGGAGGCAGGCGGGGGUCGAACAGCCCUCCUUCUCCGUGCACCAAGUAUACCCGGAGAAUCUGAUCACACGACUCGCGAAGAAGGCACAAGAGGUUCUCGGCAUAACAGAACGCGAAUUCAUGGAUCAAAUGGGUGUUUAUUUCGUCGGUUUCGUAUCACAAUACGGCUAUGACAGAGUGCUAUCAGUACUGGGCCGGCACAUGAGGGAUUUUCUAAAUGGCUUGGACAAUUUACACGAAUAUUUGAAGUUCAGUUAUCCAAGGAUGAGGGCGCCCAGUUUUAUAUGUGAGAACGAAACGCGGCAGGGUUUGACAUUACAUUAUAGGUCGAAACGGAGAGGCUUUGUGUACUAUGCGAUGGGACAGAUAAGAGAGGUAGCUCGUCACUUCUACCACAAAGAAAUGCGUAUCGAGUUACUCCGAGAGGAACUACUCUUCGACACGGUCCACGUGACGUUCCAACUAACGUUCGACAACCGAGCGUUCACACUCGCGUCUCUAGCUAUGACCAGGGAAGAGAAACAUCUGCCAAUCAGCGCGUCUGUGCUGUUCGAGAUAUUCCCGUUUUGUAUUGUUUUUGGUUCAGACAUGAUAGUCCGAAGUAUAGGAAACUCGUUAAUGGUGAUACUACCAGAUUUAGUGGGAAAGAAAAUAACUAACUGGUUUGAUCUGGUUCGACCGCUUAUUGCUUUUAAAUUCCAAACAAUAUUAAACAGAACGAAUAACAUAUUCGAGUUGGUAACCGUAGAGGCAGUUAUGCAUGAAAAAGCCCCAGACAGAAGGAAUGAGCUCAUACGACUGUCUGACGAGUCUGAUUGUACCACUGAAAAAAAUCUACGGUUGAAAGGACAAAUGAUAUACAUGGAUAAUUGGCGCAUGAUGAUGUACCUGGGUACUCCUGUGAUGCCUGACUUGGCUGCACUGGUUUCUACAGGACUGUAUAUUAAUGAUCUCUCUAUGCACGAUUUUAGCAGAGAUCUCAUGUUAGCCGGAACACAACAGUCUGUAGAGCUCAAACUAGCGUUGGACCAGGAGCAGCAGAAAAGCAAGAAGUUAGAGGAAUCUAUGAGGAAAUUAGACGAAGAAAUGAAGAGGACUGAUGAGUUGUUGUAUCAGAUGAUACCGAAGCAGGUUGCUGAUAGAUUACGGAAUGGAGAAAAUCCGAUUGACACUUGUGAGAUGUUCGACAGCGUAUCCAUUCUGUUCUCCGACGUAGUCACAUUCACGGAGAUAUGUUCCCGAAUCACUCCAAUGGAGGUGGUGUCUAUGCUGAACGCUAUGUACUCCAUCUUUGAUACAUUGACUGAGAGGAACAGGGUUUAUAAGGUGGAAACAAUAGGAGACGCUUACAUGGUAGUAUCAGGAGCUCCAGAGAAGGAAGAUAAUCAUGCUGAAAAAGUUUGCGAUAUGGCCCUUGAUAUGGUAGACGCUAUCACAGACUUGAAGGACCCUAGUACAGGGUCCCAUUUAUCAAUCCGCGUAGGCGUACACUCAGGGGCAGUAGUAGCCGGUAUAGUAGGGCUUAAAAUGCCUCGCUACUGCCUCUUUGGUGACUCAGUGAACACAGCAUCCAGAAUGGAGUCCACUUCUGAAGCCAUGAGGAUACAUAUCUCGCAAACUACAAGGGAAUUAUUAUCUCCAUCUUAUAAGGUCACUGAGAGAGGCGAGAUCCAAGUUAAAGGGAAAGGCGCAAUGAAAACGUACUGGCUGGAAGGUCGCGAAUCCCGCCCGUCCCUCACCAAGGUAAUAUCACCCCAAAUACAACCGGGACAAGAGCUAGAAUGGGAACGCGCGGCCGACGUGCGAGACAGUAUCGCAGAACAUUCCGCGCAACAGUUCAACAAGGACCUACUAAAGGAAUCUUUAAGUUUCCACGCAGGCAAUUCUGCGCCUAAUUCCCUUGUGAAUAGCGCCGGGAAUCUCAUGAAGUCGCCGCCGACGGUGACGUCACCGGCGGAAGAGAGACGCAUGUACUCGCCGGUCACGUUCCAAGAUGUUGCCAGGCGGAGUAUCGCUAAUUCGCCGAAUAGAACGGAAAAGGAUAAAGAAUUCCGUCCGUUUCCUGAAUCGCGAUCCACAUCAGCGAGUAUGGGCGGCGUGUGGACGGACGCGGAGUCGCACGACCCACAACGGACUUUAGAUAGCUUGAAUUCGUCUUUUUGUUACAGUUCGACGUCCCCUUGCAGAGUCGGCACGGCGCCGCCGCUCAAGGACCGAGACAACAAUUUCUUUACUGAAAAUAUUCGCAGCAUCCCUCUCUCCCCACCGAACUCAGCGCCCAUAAUAAACGAUACUCCCUACACAAACACGCAAGUACAAACCACCGUCACACCUGUGAGGACCGCUUCACAUAGUGGAGAUGAAAUAGAGACAGAUACGGAAUACCAAGACGCACAUACAGACAUGGCCCACAUUUGCCCAGUCACAGAGAACAUUGAGCAAAAUCUACCCAAACAGGGCAAAGUUGGCCGUUUUCGGGCCAGAAUAGCGCCCGGGCAUAACAAAAUGUGCUCCAAUUCUAAACUUUCCAAGGAAUCUAUAAAGGAUAAACCACAGACUCCGCCAACGAAUGUCCAACCUCACGGCCAUCAUCACACAAAGAAUGUUAACCAUCACCAAUGUUGUGGUGCAUUUGGCAACCCUCAUGUUAGACACAAAUCCAGUAAUGCUAGCUGCCAUUUGAUUUAGAGAGAAAGAAACUAUUUUAAAAGAUGUACAAACUAUCGUAAAAAUAUGAAGAAAAUAAAUAUACACGAGAAAAAAAGAGCGUGUGUGAAAAAAGUGAAACUUCUUUGGCAAUAUUCAAAGACACCAAAAUCAUAAGACAUAAAGAAGUUUCACAUCAAAAAAGUGAGAUUUCAACCUGGAUUCAACUCUCGAUAUUUUAUGUAGGUUACCGCUCUGAAUAUCAACUGCGUAGUAAAAAAUGAAAUCUGUAAAUGUCUAUAGGUUGGUAAAAUGUUAAAAUUCCGUGAAGAAUUGCAGCUUACAGCUAGAGAUGAAAUUAAAUAAAAUAAUCUUCAAUUUACAGAAACAGUGAUCGAACAAUAAUACCUCGUGUACAAAAAAUAAGCUACACAAUUUUUUUUAACAUUUUUUGUACAAUUUUUUCUAAUG